AUGUCUGAACCUGCCACUAUCACCGCAUCCCUGAAGUACCUGCGCCGACCGACUCACAACGACAGACUCCACCUAUAUGUUACGAAGCCUCCCGGCCCGGACGAGCGCGCGUCCAACUUCGAAUACGAGGACCAUGACGUGCAGAUCGAGAACCUUUGCGGGAAGGAGAGCGAGGUCACCUUGGACAACCACGGCUCCCAGUUCUUCCGUCACCCUGCAAAGCAUCGAGAGUUUCGUGUUAACGAGGACACCCAGAAGGAAUACUACCUCGAGAGCGAGCACCUAAUCAAGGAGCUUACAGAUGCCUCUAGGGUCGUAUUUUUUGACCAUACUGUUCGCCGUCGCAACCCUGCAGCUAAUGGCAGAGACCCUCAGAACCGCCAGCCGGCAGCAGCUGUGCACGUUGAUCAGACCACCUGCCUCGAUAGCUCGAGUCCAUCAUCAUCUUCCGGUAGCCGAUGUUCCCAGAUUGCUUGA
Molecule: messenger RNA, 477 nt
Organism: Punctularia strigosozonata HHB-11173 SS5
Lineage: Eukaryota; Fungi; Basidiomycota; Agaricomycetes; Corticiales; Punctulariaceae
Exons: 2
Coding region: 1-477 (158 amino acids)
Molecular function (GO): oxidoreductase activity
Source: RefSeq, a predicted model, not a curated record